AGCACGUGUCACAUGACCGGUGCGACCUCCUCCUCAGAGACACAGCAGCUGAGCUCAGUGGCAGCAGAGGACACGAUGAACACGCUUUUGACCCUGUCCAUCUCCUGGUUGUCCGUCUCACUGGUCUGGUGUGGAUAUCUGGAAUAUGACCAAGAUGUCCUGAUUCCAGAGGACUGGAGUCAUGUCGGUCGGGUCGAUCCUGCAGAGCAGCUGGAGCUGACCUUUGCCCUGAAGCAGCAGAAUGUUCAUCUGCUGGAGGAAGAACUCCGACUGGUGUCCGACCCUGACUCGGCUCAGUAUGGUAAACAUCUCAACCUGGAGGAGGUCGCCUCCCUCGUGCGUCCGUCUGAAUUGACCCACAAGGUGGUGCGUCACUGGCUGCAGAGUCAUGGGAUUACAAGCUGCCUGACCGUUAGCACUCAGGACUUUUUGCAGUGCACGAUGACUGCAGAAGAUGCAGAGACGUUGCUUCCAGGAAGCAGGUUCCAUCGUUAUGUCAGAGAGGGACAGUCUCUUGUGAGGUCGUCGGCUCCGUACUCCGUUCACGAUGAUAUUCACCAGCACCUCGACUUUGUUGGAGGGCUUCAUCGCUUCCCUCCCAAAGGACAGGACCUCAGUAAACAGCGGUCUAAUGGAGGGGUCCACCUUGGAGUGACUCCUGCCAUCUUGAGAGCUCGCUAUAACCUCACAGCAGCUGAUGUGGGAACAAGCCAGAACAACAGCCAGGCUGUAGCUCAGUUCUUGGAGCAGUAUUAUCACCCUGCAGACCUGGCUGAGUUCAUGAGCAUGUUUGGAGGAAGCUUCCAGCAUCGGUCUCAGGUGGAUCGAGUUGUGGGCACCCAGGGAGGAGGCAAGGCUGGCAUAGAGGCCAGUCUGGAUGUGGAGUACAUCAUGAGCACGGGGGCGAACAUCUCCACAUGGGUCUUCACCAACCCAGGCCGUCAGGAGACUCAGGAGCCGUUCCUACAGUGGAUGGUCCUGCUCAGCAACAUGUCGGACCUGCCCUGGGUUCACACGAUCAGCUAUGGUGAUGAUGAGGACAGCCUGUCUACUGCCUACAUGACGCGCAUCAACACAGAGUUCAUGAAGGCUGGUGUCAGGGGGAUCUCUCUGCUCUUUGCUUCAGGUGACAGUGGUGCUGGCUGUAAACAUUUGGGUAAAGAACAAAACUCCUUCCGGCCUAGUUUCCCAGCUUCAAGCCCUUAUGUUACUACAGUGGGAGGAACCUCAUUCAAGAACCCAUUCAAGCUCACAUAUGAGGUCACCGAUUACAUCAGUGGAGGCGGUUUCAGCAACGUCUUCAAGAUGCCCGACUACCAGGUCAGUGCAGUGGAGGGGUACCUGAAGACUGUAGCAGCAACCCUUCCCCCUCGGUCAUACUACAACACCAGCGGCAGGGCCUAUCCAGACAUGGCUGCCCUGUCUGAUAAUUACUGGGUGGUCAUCAACAGAGUGCCUGUCCCCUGGGUGUCUGGCACCUCGGCGUCGACCCCGGUGGUCGGAGGUGUGCUGUCUCUCAUCAAUGAUCAGCGACUGCUGAAGGGCCUGCCUGCCCUGGGCUUCCUCAACCCUCGCCUCUACAAGCUCAAGGGACAGGCCCUUUUCGAUGUGACUGAAGGCUGCCACCUGGGCUGCCUGGAUGAGCAGGUUCAGGGGAAAGGUUUCUGUGCUGCUCCGUCAUGGGACCCUGUCACAGGCUGGGGGACGCCAAACUACCCUGCCCUGCUGGCUGCCCUGCUGGCUGAGUGAGCACGUGCAGUUCACGAGAGCAGCUACUGGACUCACAUCCUGACUCUUGACCAGGUGCCUGAUGCAAAGACUGUAGGGUGUAACGGAGGGACACUACCCCUAUCACUUUGGACUCUUGCCUCUUUUGCCAUUUUUCUCACUUACGGUGGUUUUAAAAAAAUAAUUAUUAUCACUUCUAUCAAUUUAAGGAUACACAACUCCUGCAACAGUGUAUUCGUUUUCCUAAAAAGGCUUAAAGCUGUUACCUUGGACCUUUUUAGGUCAGGGAUGUGAGUGUUUGUUUAGUUUUUGUAAAGCUUCACUGCGGUUUCUGCUGUUGAGUGCAUUUUAACUGACCCAGAUUUCUCAGUGAAACACACCUGCAGGCAGAUGCUUGUUCACAACAAUCUUAGGCUUUAAAUUCAUGUUACUAAUUUCUCAGCAAUGGGAGGUUUUCUGCUGGCGCCAUAAAACAACUGAUAAAUGAUGAUCAAAUUAAAAUCAGGUUCCCUUUAGAUACUUAAGCUUAUUUUUUUAGAUUAAGAUAGCGUUGUGUGUUUGAUGUCAAUCAAAUCUAUAAAUAACUGAAGCAAUGAUUUCACCAGAUCAAGGAUUUUUUUCAUAUAGACAGAUUUGGUGUUUAGUUACGGCUAAAACGUGUAAAAUCUGUUUUGCCUUGUUACUCUGCAGGGAUAAGCAAGUUUCAAAUGUCAUUUCACUAAAUGGAUAGAUCUGCAUGCAAUUUAAGAAAAGUCGCUGUUGUAUUUGCACUCUUAAGGAAUCAUACUUCAUGUUCGGACUUACAGGACCUUUUUAAAACUUGA
This is a messenger RNA of Pleuronectes platessa (European plaice), 2552 nucleotides long. RefSeq names its product tripeptidyl peptidase I (gene tpp1). The transcript is spliced from 13 exons. NCBI's taxonomy places the organism in Eukaryota, Metazoa, Chordata, Actinopteri, Pleuronectiformes, Pleuronectidae. Gene Ontology annotation, biological process: proteolysis; central nervous system development. Gene Ontology annotation, molecular function: tripeptidyl-peptidase activity; serine-type endopeptidase activity. Bases 13 to 1749 code for a protein of 578 amino acids. The record is from RefSeq and is a predicted model, not a curated record.